AUGGCACUGCUUAGCAACACACUGGCAGCGUACACCUUUAUAGCCGAGCAGCCUGAAAAGACAGCGUUGGUGUUUUUGGGAGGAGUGUGUGGAGGACUACUGCUCACACUCUGUGCCAUAGUCUUUCAGAUCCACUGCAGAGCAGACUGUCACUAUGGGAAGAACCCUCCAAAGAAACGGCACAAGUGCAGACACCCUGGACGCCUCCCCGCCUGUCCCCUCCAUCAGCACUCUGACAGUAACAUGCACAACACUAUGGUCCCAUAUGGGACAGGGGCCACAGGGGACAACCAAUCAGAGGACUGGGACGAAUCUUGUGACCUGUCCACACGGAGACGCAGGCGCUUUGAGAGGGCUUUACUGAAUGCCACCAUGUUUACAUCUGCAGAGGAGCUGGACCGGGCUCAGCGGCUGGAGGAGCGAGAGCGUGUUCUCCGGGAGAUAUGGAUGAACGGACAGCCAGACAUCAGCACGGUCACCCAGAGCCUCAACAGAUAUUACUAA
Molecule: messenger RNA, 504 nt
Organism: Knipowitschia caucasica
Lineage: Eukaryota; Metazoa; Chordata; Actinopteri; Gobiiformes; Gobiidae
Source: the annotation of a GenBank genome assembly